UUCGCAAGUUGUCAAAGGGGUCGGGUUUGUUCGUCGUCGGCGGCAUCUGGUUGAUGCAAUAAAUUAACACAUUUUGCGUAUAUAUAAAAUAAAUUAUUUAAUUACAUAAACAUAUAAACGAAAUAUAUAUUAAAAAUAAUAAAAUACGGAGAGAUGAAUGUUUGAAAAAAGAGAACAGUAGACAGAGUGCAGUAUGCAAUUUGUUGUUGUGUAAUUAGAACGGGAGAAUUACCAAAAUUUGCCGGUUGUGGGUUCCAAUUGAGUGUUCCUUUUCGGCUUGGUUUCUUAUGGACAUGGGAAUUCUGGAGUAAUGUUACGUGAUUUGUGUUUUAAACACGAUUGAGUAAAGCAAAACAAAACAGUCAAGAAUCACAAAAACCCCUUGAGAAGGGUGGGGAGCACGUAAGACACACGCUUUGCUCCGGAGAUUGCGCAGUACGUGCAUGUUCCAAUGUUUGUUGUGCGUCCGUCCGUCCAUAGCCAGCCACUUGCCAGCAGCAGAAACACGCCACAGAGAACACACGAAGGCAGCCAACAAAAAUAUUUUGACAUUAGUUGUGGAUCUGCUUUUCGUUUUCCAUUUGCACACAGAGUAGAGAAGAAAUAUCAGCCGUAGCCCAUGGUAGUGAAGUGAAUACUCGUACUCGAGAAGAAGAAAAAUUAAAAGAAGAAAAACCAAGCAGCCAGCCUGCAGUCCACUGGCUUUAAAAAAAGAGAAAAUUAAUAUAAAAAAAGAUAUAAGCCAGCCAAAUAUUGUUGAAAAAGUUUGUUUUUCUUUUGGAAAAUAUUGUGCAAAAAAGAAUCAUAGAUGUGUUGAAGAAGAAAAUCUGUGGAAUAUACUCCCCUUCUGGAGAAGAAGUGUAUUAUUGAUUAUUUAAUAACAUUUCGUGUGUGUGUGUGCGUGCGUGUGUGUCUCAUUUUCAUUGCGAAGGAAAACGGAGGAAUUCUUAGGUUUUGAAGACGUAGUCGUCCUUAGGACCACCAUCCAUUAACCAGCAGCCAUGGGUGAGACAACUCCCCAUACACCAGCUCCUUCUCCAACAGAGGAGCAUGCUGCUGCCAUGGAAGCAGCAGCUGCGGCUGCCAGUUCCCAGCCAACCAAUUUUAAGGUAAUCAUAAUUGGAGCUGGCGUGGCUGGUCUGUCGGCUGCCAAUCAUCUUUUGCAAAAUGGCUGUGACAGUUUUUGUAUUUUGGAAGCCCGUGGACGUAUUGGUGGUCGCAUUGUUUCCAUACCAUUGGCCCAACAAAAGGUUGAGCUUGGCGCCAAUUGGAUACACGGCGUCUUGGGUAAUCCCAUAUUCGAAAUAGCGGUACAACAUGGUCUAGUCAGUGUGGUUAAUAUACCCAAACCGCACAAGGUGGUGGCCACCACCGAAGAUGGUCAGCAGGUUCCUUUCAAUAUACUGCAGGAAAUCUACGAGGCGUAUGUAUGUUUUUUACGCCGCUGCGAUGAGUAUUUCCUCUGUCAGUAUAGUCCACCGCCGGACAUAAACAGUGUCGGAGAACACAUCAAUUUCGAGAUACAAAUCUAUUUGAGUUCUGUCGAAGAUCCCAAAGAGAAGCGCUUAAAACAAUUGAUUUUCAAUUGUUUGCUAAAGCGUGAAACUUGUAUAACCGGCUGCACUGAUAUGAACGAAGUAGAUCUCUUAGAAUUAGGUAGUUAUACAGAAUUACAAGGUGGCAACAUAGUAUUGCCUGCCGGCUAUAGUUCAAUUUUAAGACCCCUUACCGCACAAAUACCCAAAGAGGCUAUCAUAACCAAAUGCCCCGUCAAGAAAAUCCACUGGAAACGAAAAAAGACCCUUACCGGCCUGGACACAGUCGAUGAGAAUGAGGAAAAUGAUUCGGAUGAUUCCGAAAAAACGGUCACAGAAUUUCCCCCAGCUGGCGGUGCACCGGCGACGACGUCUGGUGCCUCCUCUGCCGCCGGCAGUAGAGAAAAUACUCCCUCAACUGGUGAUAAGAAUUCACGUUGUGGUUCUGUUGAAUCAGAUACUGGCGUGAACAGUGACUUUCCCGUACGUGUAACGUGUGAGGAUGGUCGUGUCUUUUAUGCUGAACAUGUGAUAUGUACCAUACCUUUGGGCGUCCUAAAGUCAUGCCAUAAAAAUCUAUUCGAUCCCGAAUUACCACACUACAAACAGGAGUCCAUUGAACAUUUGAUGUUCGGUACGGUAGAUAAAAUCUAUUUGGAAUAUGAUCGACCGUUUUUAAGUGCCGAUAUAUCGGAAAUUAUGUUACUCUGGGAUGAUGAUAAAUACGAAGAACAUGCCUCCGACGAAGAACGUGCUACUCACGAGUAUUUAAGUAAACAUUGGUAUAAGAAAAUCUAUUCAUUUGCGAAAAUUUCCGAUACCUUGCUGUUGGCAUGGGUAUCGGGUUUAGAGGCUGAAUUUAUGGAAACCCUGUCAUCGGAUGUUGUGGCGGAAAAAUGUACAGAGAUAUUGAGAAAUUUCCUGCAGGAUCCCUAUGUGCCGAAACCGAAGAGAUGUGUGUGCACAAGUUGGAAAUCUCAAACAUUUACGAUGGGAUCAUAUACCUCAAUACCAGUGGGUGCAUUACAAGAGGAUAUAGAGAACUUGGCCCAACCCCUCUACACAUCUCCUCAUGCCUUUAAGCCUGUUGUUCUCUUUGCUGGCGAACACACCCAUUCCAAUUUCUAUUCAACUGUACAUGGUGCCUAUUUGAGUGGACGUACUGCUGCUCAAUAUCUGGUUGGCAACGAGGAGCCCGAUGAGAUUACCCUAGAAUCAGAUGGUAGUGAUUUAAGCGCUUGGAUACAAGGCAUAGCUUUAGACUAAAUGCUUUUGUAUAAAGGACACCACAACCAAAAAAAAAAAAAAAAAGAACACACACGUACUCAUUCACAAAUAUUUAUAUGAUGAAUAUACAGCGAAUGUGGCAAAUAACCAAAAAGAAAAGCAUAAAAAGAAACUCUCUCUUUAACAACGUAAAAUGUAGCACAAAAUUGAAAACACAAUUAGAUAUGCUGUCUGUGUGUGAAACCACCAGCAGCAGCCUUUUUCUGCUACCACGCUCCCUCAAGCCCACGAGACCAUGCUCCGCCUUCUCCCCUUGAAAUGAAAUGUUAUAUUUUACCUUUAUAUACAAAUUUAGUAGUGGCUAUUUUAUGUAAUUUUUUAAAAUUUUGUUAGAAAUUUGAAAAAAAAAAUCUAAAGGGGGAGCAAAAGAAAAAUUAUUUAAAGUUAAACGAAUUUCGUUUUCUGUUUUGUUUUAUAACAAACAUAGUUUAAUCAAAGGCAUGUUGUUUAAUGUCUAAAAGUAAAAUAUAUUUUCAUUAUCAUGACAUGUAUAAUAGAGCUAUGUGUAUUAAACAAAAAUACAAAAAACUACAAAAUGUACGUACACAUGUAUUUUUGAGAUAACUUAAAACUUUAUUGUUAAAAUAUUUCCCUUUGAAAACUCAAAUCUCCAUUUUUAAAUCUUGCAAAAGAAAAAAGUCACUAUUUUUUAGAAAGUAUGAAAAAUAAUAAGAAAACGAGAAUUUGUUUUAUAUGAAGUAAACGAAAUGUAGUUAUGUAUUUAAGCGAAUGAAAUGAAAUUAUAUUAGUUAUGUUUUAAGCAAACGUCGAAAUUUUUUUACAUAGUUUUUUUGUAGCAAAUUUUCACAUUUUGUCAUGUCAAAUUGUUCUGUUUUUGGUAUAUAUUUAUUAGUGCUUUUAUAAAGUGCAUUUUUGCGUGUAGUAUGAACUUUAACUUCUGAUUUCAAAUCUUGUCAAUAUACCAAUUUGUAUUCACUCGUAUCUUACCAUUUUGUAUUUUUCCUGCAAUAUUAUUUUCUAUUUUUUUUAAUUUUCGUUUUUAAUUUAAUUUAUCGCACUGUGUUAACAUAGGCUUAACAACUCCACUUAAAAAUGCAAUACCAACAAAAGAAAACUUAAUUCAGUAUGAUUAAUUUAGUUUAGACAAAAAAUUGUCUCCUUUGUUUUAAUCUAAAAACUCAUACCAUUUUUGUCUCUUUGGGGAUCAUCACCACUCUCAUAGUCACUAUUUUUUUAAAUACUUACUUCAAUUUAUUUUGCAAGUUUUGUAAUAUUCUCAAAAAAAAAAAGUUCUAAUCAUACAUCUGAUGUAAAAUCUGUUAAGAAAAAUUUAUAAUUCAAAAUAAAACAACAAAUGCAUAAAAUUUAAAUACAUACAAAA
Musca domestica (house fly) is the source of this 4164-nucleotide messenger RNA. RefSeq names its product peroxisomal N(1)-acetyl-spermine/spermidine oxidase-like. The record is from RefSeq and is a predicted model, not a curated record. NCBI's taxonomy places the organism in Eukaryota, Metazoa, Arthropoda, Insecta, Diptera, Muscidae. Gene Ontology annotation, molecular function: polyamine oxidase activity. The coding region runs from base 1002 to 2801 and encodes 599 amino acids. The transcript has 5 exons.